AGGAGCCGGGCCCGGACAGGAAGCGGCGGGGGACCGCAGCUGCGCUGGUGAGUGCUCCCGGGCGCCGUCUCGUCGCGUCCCUCCCGGACUCACCUCCGGGCUGGGCCCUUGGGUUCCCCCGGCCCCGAGGAGCUUACUGCCCGGCCCCGAGGUACGUUGGCGCCGUCCUUCUCGGGCUGCCUCGGCCCGGCUGCGCGCCCGGAGCCCUCGGGUUCGAGUCCGUGUCUUCACUUUGUGUCGGGGCUUCGGCCCUGGCCGGGGGGACCCCGAACCCUGUCAAUGGCCGGGUGCUUCCUGCUUCCUAGUCCCCACAGCGCCUUCAGAGCCAGUAGUGCGGGGCCGCUGCCUCCAUCGCCUAGGGACUCCGCUUGUGGAAACUGAGGCACACAGGGGUGGGGCAGCCGAAUGGGGAAGGAAAAGGAGUGUCAUUCUGCGGAGGAUUGUGGUUGGUGUCGAAACCGGACUUGUCUGGGGCUGGGGACUAAGAAAUCGGGUACAAAGUAAGAAAAUUAAAGUUCAAGACCAUGGGAGAUACAGCAAAACCUUACUUUAUAAAGCGCACUAAAGACCGUGGAAUUACUGAUGAUGAUGAUUUCAGAAGGGGUCAUCCCCAACAAGAUUAUUUAAUAAUGGAUGAUUAUGCUAAAGGCCAUAGCAAUAAAAUGGAAAAAGGCCUUCAAAAAAAAAAGAUAGCACCCGGGAACUAUGGGAAUGCCCCCAGGAAAGGACCAUAUGCGGUUUCCAGCAAUCCGUAUGCAUUUAAAAACCCAAUCUACAGUCAGCCUGCUUGGAUGAAUGACAACCACAAAGAUCAAAAUAAGAGGUGGCUGCCUGAUGAACUUACUAGUAAUGCAGAUAGCUGGAGAGAGUUCAAGCCUGGACCUAGGAUUCCUACCAUCAGCCGGUCAAGGAAAGAAUCCUUUCAAGAAAGUGAAGAUUGCUACCGGUGGCAGGAGGGGAGAGGCUGCAGAGCAGUUAGGCGGCUGUUUCAGAAGGACCUCACCAGCCUGGAAGCCAUGUCAGAAAUGGAAGCAGGAAGUCCAGAAACCAAGAAACAGCGGUCCAGACCUCGGAAGCCACGAAGGACUAGAAAUGAGGAAAGUGAGCAGGACGGAGAGUUGGAAGGUCCUGUGAUCGAUGAGUCUGCACUUUCAACAAAGGAGCUUCUGGGCUUGCAUCAGGCUGAGGAGCGACUAAAGAGAGACCGCAUUGACAGGCUCAAAAGGCGACCACGAAAUUGCCCUACAGCCAAGUACACCUGCAAGCUGUGUGAUGCUCUGAUCGACUCCAUCCCAUUUGCUCAUAAGCACAUCAAGGAGAAGAGGCACAAGAGGAACCUCAAGGAAAAACAGGAGGAAGAGCUGCUCACCACGCUGCCCCCACCAGCAGCCUCCCAGAUAAAUGCAGUUGGCAGUGCCAUUGACAAAGUGGUGCAGGAGUUUGGUUUACACAGUGAAAACUUGGACCAGAGACUAGAGAUUAAGCAUGUCAUGGAAAGUGUGUUCCAGCACAAACUACCAGACUGUUCUCUUAGGCUGUAUGGAUCUUCCUGUAGCAGACUCGGCUUCAGAGACUCAGAUGUGAACAUUGAUGUUCAGUUUCCAGCAAUCAUGUCUCAGCCAGAUGUCCUCUUACUUGUUCAAGAAUGUUUAAAGAACAGUGACUCCUUCACUGAUGUUGAUGCUGAUUUCCAUGCCCGGGUGCCCGUGGUGCUGUGCAGAGACAAGCAAAGUGGUCUUCUUUGUAAAGUGAGCGCAGGAAAUGAAAACGCUUAUCUGACCACAAAGCACUUAACGGCUCUUGGAAAACUAGAGCCGAGGCUGGUUCCUCUGGUGAUUGCAUUUAGAUACUGGGCAAAGCUUUGUAGCAUCGAUCGCCCUGAAGAAGGAGGCCUGCCGCCAUAUGUGUUUGCUCUGAUGGCCGUUUUCUUUCUCCAGCAGAGGAAAGAACCUCUCUUGCCAGUUUAUCUAGGAUCAUGGAUUGAAGAAUUCUCAUUAAACAAAUUAGGGAAUUUCAGCCUUAAAGACAUUGAGAAGGACUCUGUGGUCUGGGAAUACACUGAUGACCUCACAGGGGGCGCCACCAGCACUACAAAAGAGGAGGCACCCAGAGAGACUCCAGCGAAGAAGGGGCAGGUUCCAUUGACAUUUAAUAUAAAACACCAGCCUUCAGUGCCAGUUGGGCAACUCUGGGUGGAAUUGCUACGGUUCUAUGCUUUAGAGUUUAAUCUGGCUGAUUUAGUGAUCAGUAUUCGUGUCAAAGAAUUGAUAUCCCGAGAAUCCAAGGACUGGCCCAAAAAGCGCAUCGCUGUUGAAGACCCCUAUUCUGUUAAAAGAAAUGUGGCAAGGACCCUGAAUAACCAACCUGUGUUUGAGUAUAUACUUCAUUGUUUGAGGACAACAUACAAAUACUUCGCUCUUCCACACAGAGUAACAAAACCCAACCUCACAAAGCCUCCUGGUCCCAUUACCCAUGUUUCAGACCCAUAUAAAGAAGCAAGAAGUUGUGGCCCAAAGCUCCAAGAGACAGAUACUGAUAAAUUGGGAAAAGCAGCUAUGGCUCAAGGUCCUGGUGUUCCCACCUCAGGUUCCUGCAAGGCACAACCACUUACUCUUAAAGAUACCACUGAGCAGCUGGGAAGCCCACCAGAGGAGGACAUAGGAAGUAUGCACAUUCAGAUACAGCAGGAAAGCUCUGACCGUGUCCAAGCAGAGGUCAGUUGCGAGGGUUGUGAGGAUGUCUCAGCGCAGUACCAAGAAACAGGAAGUGACAAUGAGAAGGUCAGAAGGAAGGUCAGGCAUCUUUUGAGCUCGGAUGAUCAAGAUUUUAACAGCAGCAAGCAUCCAGAACUUAAGAACUGUGGCAGCCUUUGUGGUCUCCAAGCAGACAACACUCUGGAGUUGGUAGGGCUCCGGAGUCCUGGCACUGAAGAGUGUGGCAGCUGUGCCUCCUUGGAUGACAAGGCUGAUAUAAAUGAAGAAAACACAGAAGGGUCUCUGAAUUGCUUCUCCCCUUUGGUCCCAGGCCAGGCAUCAGCAGUCAUGCACUUUGAUGAUGAUGACGACGACGAUGAGGAGGAGGAGGAGGAGGAGGAGCCCAGGCUCAGUAUUAACCACACAGAAGAUGAGGAGGAGCUUGUUAGUGAACAUCAGGGGGAUAACAGAGACAUUGGGUCAGGUGAGGAGGAUGCCCUCUCUGAAGAGGAUGACUUAGCUGAGCCUACUAAGGGUGAAGAUCUAGAAGAGUGUGGAGAACACAUUGGUGGGACUCUGCUCAUAGACCUAAACAGAAUAAGUCUUAAUGAAAAAAGCUUUCCCGAGGAAAAUUCACCCAGGGACCAGUCGGACUUCUUCUAUGAAUUUAGAAAACUGACCUUCACCAAAGGCAAGUCCCCCACAGUAGUGUGCAGCUUGUGCAAGCGAGAAGGUCAUCUAAAGAAGGACUGCCCUGAGGACUUCAAGAGAAUCCAGCUGGAGCCUUUGCCACCACUGACACCCAAGUUCUCAAAUAUCUUAGAUCAAGUUUGCAUCCAGUGUUACAAGGAUUUUUCUCCAACUCUUGUGGAAGAUCAGGCUCGUGAACAUAUCCGGCAAAAUCUAGAAAGUUUCAUAAAACAGGACUUUCCAGGAACUAAAUUGAGCUUGUUUGGCUCCUCCAAAAAUGGAUUUGGGUUCAAACAGAGUGACCUUGACGUCUGUAUGACAAUUAACGGACAUGAGACUGCUGAGGGGUUGGACUGCGUAAGAACUAUUGAGGAGCUGGCAAGAGUCCUCAGAAAGCAUUCAGGGUUAAGGAACAUCCUGCCCAUUACAACAGCAAAGGUGCCUAUCGUGAAGUUCUUCCACCUAAGAAGUGGGCUAGAGGUAGACAUCAGCUUGUAUAACACACUGGCUCUUCAUAACACAAGACUCUUGUCUGCAUACUCAGCCAUUGACCCCAGAGUGAAGUAUCUGUGCUACACCAUGAAAGUGUUCACAAAGAUGUGUGACAUCGGUGAUGCGUCCAGAGGCAGCUUGUCAUCCUAUGCGUACACUCUUAUGGUGCUAUAUUUCCUUCAGCAAAGGUCUCCACCUGUCAUCCCUGUGCUUCAAGAGAUAUACAAAGGGGAAAAGAAACCAGAAAUACUUGUUGAUGGCUGGAAUAUUUACUUUUUUGAUCAAAUAGAUGAACUGCCCACUUGUUGGCCAGAAUAUGGAAAAAAUACAGAAUCUGUUGGGCAGCUGUGGUUGGGUCUUCUCCGAUUCUAUACAGAGGAGUUUGAUUUUAAGGAGCAUGUAAUCAGCAUCAGAAGAAAAGGUUUGCUUACGACUUUUAAGAAACAAUGGACCUCAAAAUACAUCGUUAUUGAAGAUCCCUUUGAUUUGAAUCAUAAUCUUGGUGCUGGAUUAUCAAGGAAAAUGACAAAUUUUAUAAUGAAAGCUUUUAUCAAUGGAAGAAGAGUAUUUGGAAUUCCAGUCAAAGGAUUUCCAAAGGACUACCCCUCAAAAAUGGAAUACUUUUUUGAUCCGGAUGUCCUAACUGAGGGAGAACUGGCUCCAAAUGACAGGUGUUGCCGCAUUUGUGGAAAAAUUGGACACUUCAUGAAGGACUGUCCCAUGAGGAGAAAAGUGAGGCGACGGCGAGACCAGGAAGAUACCCCAAACCAAAGAUACUCUGAGAGCAAAGAAAAAAGAAGCAAAGAGGACAAAGAAAUUCAGAACAAAUACACAGAGAAGGAAGUGUCUACAAAAGAAGAUAAGCCCACACAGUGCGCAGCUGCGAAAUCAAAGCUGGUGAGGGCAGGUGUAGACCUGGGGCGGGAGAAGAUUCUCAGGACACCAGUCGAAAAAUGGAAGAGACAGGAUGACAAAGACUUGAGAGAAAAGCGCUGUUUCGUUUGUGGAAGAGAAGGACACAUUAAAAAGGAAUGCCCACAGUUCAAAGGCUCUCCAGGAAGCCUUUCCAGUAAAUAUAUGACUCAGGGGAAAGCCUCAGUGAAGAGGACCCAGCAAGAAUCAUGAGGGAAGGAAAUGCAGCCCUGGAAAUGGCCACUGCAGCGUCCCUAUCCACUUGGAAAAUUAGGUUCACUUCACAGGACAUAGACAGAUCAGGCUUCAACAUAACAGUUGAGGGAGAUGUUGGAAUUUUUAAAGUUUUAAUGAAAUUGUUAAUGAGGAAAAGAAAAUUUUAAUACAGUCUUAACAUCAGUCCCCAGAGAUUUGAAGAUUUUAAUAGAAAGCCAUGAUGUAUUUAAGCCAACUUCAAAGAAAAAAUAUAACUGUGGGCCAGUAUUCAAUGACUACAGCGUCAUGGUUUUUAAUUCUUUCAAAGCACACUAAAAAUAGUGUGCUGUUCAUGGGAGGAAUUAGCCCUCCUUUCUCAAGGCAUCCCUUUUGAUUUCCAAGAGGGGAUUCUAUCUGUUGCUGGAUCCUGGUGUGGAUGCACAUCAAAUAUGUGUGGACUAUCCUGCUGUAGUGAGGGUCUACCAGCGUUACUCAUGGUUCUUGAAGUGAUAACACAAUGCAGGCACCUAUGGGUGUGGGCCUCAGUGGACUGCAGUACCACUGACUCAUCUCUGGGGCUUCCUUCUCUAAGGAAAUUGACACAGAACUGUUGUGCUCAUAAAAAUGAAGUCAUGAAAACAAGUAGUCCUGUUUGCUGGUCUUAAAAAAGACAUUUUCAAGGGGAAAAAUGACAGAAUAAAAGUGCUUUUUACUUUUUAUGAUACUCAGAAAUUAAGGUGGGGAACUUUUACAAACCUCUGAAGAUCAAAGAGGCUGCUGUCUCUGCCAGUCACAAGUUUGAUUGGCAUCCUUAUGGGUCUGACUGGAGCCCUCUCUGAACUGUUUCUCUAAUUUCACAAGCCUUUCUGAAAUAGUACAUAGUCAGAACUAUGCCUCGGUUUAUUUAUCAUUUUAAAAUAAAAUCGAACUUUCAACCUGUAA
Messenger RNA from Onychomys torridus (southern grasshopper mouse), 5924 nucleotides. RefSeq names its product terminal uridylyl transferase 7 (gene Tut7). Gene Ontology annotation, molecular function: zinc ion binding; RNA uridylyltransferase activity; nucleic acid binding. Lineage: Eukaryota; Metazoa; Chordata; Mammalia; Rodentia; Cricetidae. Bases 525 to 5000 code for a protein of 1491 amino acids. The transcript is spliced from 27 exons. The record is from RefSeq and is a predicted model, not a curated record.